Gymnogyps californianus (California condor) is the source of this 1645-nucleotide messenger RNA. It is a transcript of the gene PEX11G, whose product is annotated as peroxisomal biogenesis factor 11 gamma. Bases 1 to 720 code for a protein of 239 amino acids. Gene Ontology annotation, cellular component: peroxisomal membrane. NCBI's taxonomy places the organism in Eukaryota, Metazoa, Chordata, Aves, Accipitriformes, Cathartidae. Gene Ontology annotation, biological process: peroxisome fission. The transcript is spliced from 5 exons. The record is from RefSeq and is a predicted model, not a curated record.
AUGGCGGCGGGCGCACUCAGCGGCCUGGUCGCCGUGCUGGAGACCUACCGCGGCCGCGACCGGGUGGUCCGUACGCUCUGCUAUGGCUGUCAGCUGGCGGGCGGGGCGCUGGCCGGGCCGCAGUCCCCGCCAUCGGGGCUGCCCGGGAGCCUCCUGGCCGUGUCGGCCCAGCUGAGCGCCUGCCGCACGGUCCUGCGCCUCUUCGACGACUUCGCCAUGCUCAGCUAUAGCUGCGGCUACGGGCUGGGCCCCAAGGACGAGGACGGCCUGGUGCGGGGGCUGUCGGUGCUCUGCAACCUGGCCAACCAGCUCUACUACCCCUGCGAGCACGUCGCGUGGGCGGCUGACGCUGGCAUCAUCCGCGUCGGCUCUCAGAAGUGGUGGACUCUGAGCACGGCGCUCUGGGCCUUCUCCCUGCUCCUGGGCAUCCUGCGAUCCCUGAGAAUCUUGUUCCGGUUAAGAAGAAAGCUGAGGCAGCCUUUUGCUUCCAACAGUACACCUUCGCCUCUGAGUGAAAAGGAAGCGAAAGCCCAAGUGAAGGCUGAGGUUUUGAGCAUCCUCACAGACGCGGCAGAUCUCUCCAAUGCAAUCCACUGGCUGCCUCCGGGAUUUCUUUGGGCUGGACGCUUUCCUCCAUGGUUAGUAGGUCUCCUGGGGACCAUAUCUUCCCUGAUUGGUAUCUACCAAGCAUCUAGAGGAGGAAAUUCUGAAACUGUAUAAACCAUAAUUAAGCUUCAGGAGCCCAAUUUUUACAUGGUAAAAACGCCUUUAGUGAGGCAGGGUGUAUUUUAACUCUGCUGGGUGUCGACGAUGGUAAUUUCAUGCGUCCUGUAAUUGGGACCGUUGUCAAGAUGUCUAUUACAGAGAGGAUUGUUUACGGUUAACAAUUUUUAUUACUCUUCAUCAGAGAAAUCUUUCAGGCGAAUCCUCUGAAAAUCAAGAAAUCUAGGAUUGGUAAAAUAGAGAGGAAAAAAGUCACUUCCAUCCUUCCUUCCUCUGUCCCAAAAGACAAAUGCAACCCUCCAGUCACUUGAAAGAGCACAAAGUCAGCGUUAGGCGGAGAAACGGCCACGGUUCUGUCACACAAAACUUCUAAGGGAUGGAUCCUGUGAGUUCGAGCUCCGGGCUCAGCGCUUGGUGCUUCGUCUGAACCAGGGAGGUGACCCGUAUCGUGGAAGUUUCUCCGUCAGAUAUUUCGGUGUUUGAGCCCAGAGCAGAUGCCCCAAGCGCAAGGAGGAGCAAGCGGUUAUUUUGUUUGUGACGGUUGCGUUUCUUUAGAGGCGAGAGGGGAAAGAAAUAGCAACCGUAAGCAGUGCCUUGCGAAGCUUUCUUCUAGUCUGUGUUGCUCAUUUAAGGAGAAAUAUUGGAAGUUGAGACUUCCUGGGUGAACAAGAAGCAGCACUGAGCCUCCAGCUGUGCCUUUAUGGAAUGCCACCGGGUGGAGCUCUUUCACCAGGCUCUGGCAGCAGCCAACGGACUUUUGUUGUUGUUCUUUUUAAAAGAAGCAGCGAAUUUAUUAAUCACCUUUCAAAGGACCAAUCAAACCAAUGCCAAGAUGAGUUUUACAGUUAUAUUUCUAGGCGGUGCCAAUAAUAAACGAGACGGAUGCUUCAAAGGUGCCCUUGAGUGAUCAUUCCUUCUGUUA